UUCUCACUCUCUCAAAAAGGCGAAGUGACAAAUUAUUGCAAAACAGAUGCGUGCAGUGUUUAAUUUGUGCCUGGUCUCGGUAGCAUCACUUUAGGACUCUGUCGUGAUAAGUAUGUCCAAAUCAGGUGCUUCAGCUGGCAAAAGAUUUCACAGUAGCCCCCAUCAUACUUUUCUCUCCUCCCCUGUCCCAUUGAAGAGGGGAAAUCCUUCCAACUGCAAACUUCCUGCUUUGCUGCCUUGAGAACUGUGAACUUUCUGCGUAUUGUCAUGAAAGAGGAAAUUCUUAAGUUGGCUGUGACAGGGAGAGUAAAAGCACAGAGAUUGGAGUGAAAUAAGAUCUACAGAGUAGCUUAUUUUCUCCAUAUGUUUAUCCGCAACAGAACCAUGAAAAAUGGCUUUUCUUCACCGAAUGAUCCAACGUGCUACUGCCAAAGAGGAUAAAAAUGUCACAGAAGAGACAGUUAAGAUGUUGUUUUCAAAUAUUGAAGAUAUUCUUGCAGUUCACAAAAACUUCCUGUCCCUGGUGGAGGAGUGUUUACAGCCAGAACCUAACGCACAGCAUGAAGUUGGAACCUGCUUUCUGAAUUAUAAAGAGAAAUUCCGUAUCUAUGAUGAAUACUGUAGUAACCAUGAGAAGGCACAGAAAGUUCUGCUUGACCUGAACAAAAUAAGAACAGUGCGGACUUUUCUUUUGAAUUGCAUGCUCCUCGGAGGACGCAAGAACACAGAUGUACCAUUGGAGGGAUACCUAGUAACACCAAUACAGAGAAUAUGCAAGUAUCCCCUUCUUUUGAAGGAAUUACUGAAGCGGACUCCAAGGAAGCACAGUGACUAUGCAGCCCUAAUGGAAGCCCUCCAGGCCAUGAAGGCUGUCUGUUCCAAUAUAAAUGAAGCCAAAAGACAAAUGGAAAAAUUAGAGUUUUUGGAAGAAUGGCAGUCUCAUGUUGAAGGAUGGGAGGGAUCUAACAUUACAGACACGUGCACAGAAAUGCUGCGAAGUGGACUACUACUCAAAAUUUCAGCAGGAAAUAUCCAAGAGAGGAUAUUUUUUCUUUUUGAUAACCUCUUGGUCUACUGCAAAAAAAAGCACAGGCGAUUGAAGAACAGCAAAACAUCUUCAGAUGGCCACCGUUACCUGUUUCGGGGCAGAAUAAACACAGAAGUGAUGGAAGUAGAGAAUGUAGAUGAUGGAACAGCUGACUACCACAGCAGUGGCCACACUGUUAUUAAUGGCUGGAAGAUCCACAACACGGCAAAGAAUAAGUGGUUUGUAUGCAUGGCAAAAACCCCUGAAGAGAAGCAAGAAUGGCUGGAAGCAAUUUUGAAAGAGCGAGAGAGGAGAAAAGGUUUAAAAUUGGGCAUGGAACAGGACACUUGGGUGAUGAUCUCUGAGCAAGGAGAAAGACUGUACAAAAUGAUGUGCAAACAAGGAAAUCUCAUCAAAGACAGGAAGAGGAAAUUAACCACUUUUCCCAAAUGCUUUCUUGGAAGUGAAUUUGUGUCCUGGUUGUUGGAAAUUGGAGAGAUACACAAAUCUGAAGAAGGUGUUCAUCUUGGCCAAGCUUUAUUAGAGAAUGGCAUUAUCCAUCAUGUUACAGAUAAGCACCAAUUCAAACCUGAACACAUGCUAUAUAGGUUCCGAUAUGAUGAUGGAACAUACUACCCCAGAAAUGAGAUGCAGGAUGUGAUCUCCAAGGGUGUACGACUGUACUGUCGCCUUCACAGUCUGUUUACCCCAGUAAUUAGGGAUAAAGAUUAUCACUUGAGAACCUACAAAUCUGUGGUUAUGGCUAACAAAUUCAUAGAUUGGUUGAUUGCACAGGCAAAUUGCCGGACGAGGGAGGAAGCUAUGAUAUUUGGUGUAGCUCUUUGUGAUAAUGGGUUUAUGCACCAUGUCUUAGAGAAAAGUGAAUUUAAGGAUGAACCACUGCUGUUCCGUUUUUAUGCGGAUGAAGAAAUGGAAGGAUCAAAUAUGAAGCACAGACUCAUGAAACAUGAUCUGAAAGUAGUGGAAAAUGUCAUAGCCAAGUCAUUACUGAUUAAAUCUAAUGAAGGCACUUAUGGUUUUGGUUUAGAAGAUAAAAAUAAGGUGCCAAUUAUUAAAGUGGUGGAGAAAGGAUCAAAUGCUGAGAUGGCAGGCUUGGAAGUUGGGAAGAAAAUCUUUGCCAUUAAUGGUGACCUGGUUUUUCUGCGACCCUUCAGUGAAGUGGAUUGCUUCCUGAAAGCCUGUUUAAACAGCAGAAAGCCCCUGCGGGUUCUUGUGAGCACUAAACCACGGGAGACAGUGAAGAUUCCUGACUCUGCAGAUGGACUUGGAUUCCAAAUCCGGGGCUUUGGCCCAUCAGUUGUCCAUGCUGUUGGGAGAGGAACGGUGGCAGCUGCAGCAGGUCUCCAUCCUGGCCAGUGCAUAAUCAAAGUGAAUGGAAUUAAUGUCAGCAAAGAGACUCAUGCAAGUGUUAUUGCUCAUGUCACAGCGUGCAGGAAGUACAGGCGGCCAAUGCAGCAAGAUUCUAUACAGUGGGUUUACAACAGCAUUGAAAGUGCACAGGAGGAUCUUCAGAAAACAAACACCAAACCCUCUGGAGAUGAUGGAGGCGAUGCUUUUGACUGCAAAGUGGAAGAGGUAAUUGACAAAUUUAACACUAUGGCAAUAAUUGAUGGGAAGAAAGAUCAUGUCAGUCUGACUGUUGACAAUGUUCACCUGGAGUAUGGAGUGGUUUAUGAGUAUGACAGCACAGCUGGAAUAAAGUGCCACGUCUUGGAAAAAAUGAUUGAACCAAAGGGAUUUUUUAGCUUGACUGCAAAGAUUCUUGAAGCACUGGCAAAAAGUGAUGAACAUUUUGUGCAGAAUUGCAACAGCCUCAAUUCCUUAAAUGAAGUGAUCCCCACCGAGCUUCAAAGUAAAUUCAGUGUCAUUUGCAGUGAGAAAAUUGAGCAUAUUUACAGAAGAAUCUCUAGUUAUAAAAAGUUUUCAAGAGUAUUAAAAAACAGAGCUUGGCCUACCUUCAAACAAGCUAAGUCAAAGAUUUCACCACUUCACAGCAGUGACUUCUGUCCAACCAAUUGCCAUAUCAAUGUGAUGGAAGUGUCUUACCCUAAGACCUCAACUUCCCUUGGUAGUGCCUUUGGUGUACAGUUAGACAGCAGAAAACAUUCUUCCCAUGAAAAGGAAAAUAAAAACACUGAUCAAGGUAAACUGAAUCCCAUGAUUUACGUCCAGCAUACCAUUACUACUAUGGCUGCCCCUUCAGGACAGUCUCUUGGCCAGCAAGAGGGCCACGGUCUGAGGUACCUCUUAAAAGAAGAAGAUUUAGAAACACAAGAUGUCUAUCAAAAAUUGCUAUUCAAAUUACAAGCUGCACUGAAAGAGGUGGAAACAUGUGUCUGUCAAAUAGAUGACCUUCUUUCUUCGAUAACAUAUUCUCCCAAAUCAGAACGUAAAACGCCUGAGCCCUUAAUACCAGCAGACAGUGACAAUGAAAAGGGUGAAAGGAACGGGAAAAAAGUCUGUUUCAGUGUGACAGGUGAUGAACAGGAAGAUUCUGGUCAUGAUACCAUCAGUAACAGGGAUUCUUACAGCGAUUGCAACAGCAAUAGGAACUCCAUUGCCUCUUUCACCAGCAUUUGUAGCAGUCAGUGCAGUUCUUAUUUUCACAGUGAUGAAAUGGAUUCAGGCGAUGAGCUUCCCAUAAGUGUUCGAAUCUCCCAUGAUAAACAGGACAAGCUCCAUAGCUGCUUGGAGCAUCUUUUUGGUCAAGUUGAUUCAAUUGUCAGUCUUCUGAAAGGACCAGCUGUGAUGAGGGCCUUUGAACAGACAAAAUACUUUACACCAGGUCGAGGCCUCCAAGAGUUUCAGCAGGAAAUGGAACCAAAGCUUAACUGUCCAAAGAGGCUACGACUCCACAUCAAGCAAGACCCUUGGAACCUUCCCAGCAGCGUCCGGAGUCUUGCCCAGAAUAUCAGAAAAUUUGUUGAAGAGGUGAAGGCACGAAUACUCUUGGCACUUCUUGAGUAUACAGAUAGCGAGAUACAACUGAGGCGAGACAUGGUCUUCUGUCAGAGCCUAGUGGCCACAGUCUGUGCAUUUUCAGAGCAGCUAAUGGUGGCCUUAAAUCAGAUGUACGACAACAACAAAGAAUAUGAAAUGGAGACGCUGGAGGCCAGCAGAAGGUGGUUGGAACAGAUAGCCAGUGCAGGUCUUCUCCUUCAUUUUCAGUCCCUGCUCUCGCCAAACCUGGCUGAUGAGCAAGCCAUGCUAGAAGAUACAUUGGUUGCAUUGUUUGACUUGGAAAAAGUUACUUUUUACUUCAGACAAUCAGAGCCAGAACCAUUAUUUGCGAAUGUACCAAUCACGUACCAAGCAGAAGGAAGCCGGCAAACACUGAAGGUUUACUUCUACCUUGAUAGUUACCAUUUUGAACAGCUUCCUCAAAGGCUGAAGAAUGGAGGGGGAUUUAAAAUCCAUCCAGUACUUUUUUCACAAGCACUGGAGAGCAUGGAAGGAUACUAUUACAGAGACAGUGUCUCAGUAGAAGAAUUUCAAGCUCAGAUUAAUGCAGCCUCACUAGAAAAAGUCAAGCAGUAUAACCAGAAACUACGGGCAUUCUACCUGGACAAGUCAAACUUGCCUCCAAAUUCAACAUCUAAAGCAGCAUACAUAGAUAAGCUGAUGAGGCCUCUCAAUUGCUUGGAUGAACUUUACCGACUCAUAGGGUCCUUUAUCCGAUCCAAGCGCACCGCCGCCUGUGCAUACACUGCGUGCAGUGCUUCUGGAGUGGGAUUGCUUUCCGUGUCAUCUGAACUCUGUAGCAGGCUUGGAGCUUGUCACAUCAUUAUGUGCAACAGUGGAGUUCACCGCUGCACUCUGAGCGUUACCCUGGAGCAGGCCAUCAUCCUGGCUCGGAGCCAUGGGCUACCUCCUCGCUACAUCAUGCAAGCUACAGACGUCAUGCGCAAACAGGGCGCAAGAGUACAAAACACAGCCAAGAAUUUAGGAGUGAGGGAUCGAACGCCACAGUCUGUGCCAAGAUUAUACAAGCUAUGCCAGCCACCACCAGCUGUUGGAGAAGAAUGAGGAGAACUGCUCCAGAAAACAAUCCAAUAAUGGCCUUUAGGAUACUGGGACUGUAUGACAAAAAUCCAACUGCACUAUAACAGUAUGUCCCUAGGGUUUUGAUAAAUAAAUAAAAAAAACCCAUCAACCUUUUACUCAGGAUAAAGAAAGAAAUACCCUAAAUAUUCUCCAUUGGUAUUGAAAAAUGUCUUCCAAAAAGCAUUUCUGAAAUCUGUGCACUCCAGCCUUACACUAGUAGAUCAGGAAUCUUCCUUGGGAAUUUUACACUGGAAUCAGAUUAAUUUGAUGCAUCUUGUUCAGCCACAUUAUAGGUAUACCCAGCAGCUUGAAAACAAAUGUCUUUUUCAGAGGGAAUGUUUUCACUUGUACACUAUACAGAAUGCAUUCUUGUGGAAGGAAUAAAAGCCUACAUAAACUAGGCUUGAUAAUGAGCAUGCACUUCAUAUAUGGGGCCCUUUGCACUUGAUAACUCCUUUUUUCCUGUCACUGUCCUAAUUUCUCAGAAUGUUCAUGUUACUGUUUCAAGGAUAUAAUGUAAAUGAGGUUUAAAGAUGGAAAACUCAUCUCAGAAUUGUGUUUAAUGGCUGCAGGCAGACUGCUGCUGUGUGUGCUUGUAAUCAGUAAACUCAGCCAUAUUUGAAGCAGUGCAUUGUCACACUGCUUUGGAAGGAGGACCUGUAGAUUAGAAAGAGUACCUAUAUAGCCUGUGAGGUGAAGUUCUGCCCUUUUACAGUUGCCAUUAUAACGAAGGAGAAGAAUAAGUCUGACUUUCACCCACUGUUAGGCUGAAUUUCAGACUCUGUCUAGUGGAUAUUUUACAUUAUUGCUUCUCUUCAUUUCAGAGUUUUUCAGAUUUUUUAUAAUUUUCUAUAGCACUACACUAGCAAAUUUACAUAAGGCAGGGAUGAGUCAGUAUUGUUAUGUUUAACUGGAUAUGUCUGUGGUUUAAGUUGAAGUAUAGUUCAGGGUUUUGAUGUUUUAUGCUACCAUUUCCCAUAUUUUGUCAGAAUUGUUUUGUAUAGCAUUUCAGUUCUUUGGAGUGGUAGUUGUUAUAAAUUUAUUUUGAAAGUGUUCUGGCUGUUUAGAGAGCCCAGGGAAAAUUUAUCUGCAUUUGGCUGUUCUUUAGGCCAAAGAAUUUUGAGAGAAAAUGCCCCAAAAUGAGGUUUAAAUGUGAACACAUUAGAACAAAAAUUGUAUUCUGAAAUAGUUCUACUUGUAGCAGUAGCUAUGCAUUCCAUAAGACCAAGACACAUACUGUAUGAAUAAAAAUUAUUUUUUGUACAACAGAGGUCUAUAGUUAUGCUGUAACAAUCACACUUCACAACGUAAUUAUUGCAUAUGAUCUAAUUAUUUAUGAAAUCUUCAACAAAUAUAUUAAUCCACAAUUAAAUAAGUGAGAACUCAAAAGGAUCUGUAUUCUUGCAGAGAGUGGGGUUUUUAUAUGGGAUAUUUAGGGAACUUGUUAUUUUUCUCCAAAGGAGGAAUUAGGGCUCCUACCUUUUUCAGUAUUAUAAAUGUUUUUACACAGACUUUAACUUUGCUAAGAAAAUAAAUAUUUUUAUAUAUCCACAGAUAUAUAUGUCAGUGCAUAUAUAUUGCAUUUCAAUGUGUAUAUAUUUAUGUAGUCAUAUCAGUACUGGUUUUACCUUAAAUAUAGAAUGUUUGCCUUAAACUGUGACAAAGACAUGCAGUAAUGAACACUCCAGUAACAACUUCACCUUUGUGCUUUGAAGUUUACUCUUUCAUAGUUAUUGGAAGCUAUUGGACUAUAAUCUUUUUAAUUAAAAAAACAUAAUACACAAAACAAACACCAAAAUUCAAAUCGGAAAACAAAGUUUUAAUUUUAGAGAUUAUAUUUCUUGUUUGGCAUGACCUAAUGUUUGUACAUUGUUGCUGUUCUAGUCAGGAUCUCAUAUUUGAGAUGUGUUUUAUUCAGAGCAGCAGUAUUGGCUACAGUAAUUCCUGCUCCAGGCAAAACCACCAGUAAUGUUUCAGCUUCAGGCAUCAAAAGCACAGAGAAGCUGUAACUGCCUCAUGCCAAAAGUGUGCCGGUGUCAGCCCAGCUGGGAGCUCCCAUCUUCCUGUGAGACUUGCCCACAUGAGGUUAGAUUUACUAUGAGAGAAGUCAGCUGUCAGCUACAUGGAGCUGCUAAUCUUGUGUGAUAGAAAAUAACCUAGCAAGCAGAAUCUGUUACAUGCAUAUGCAUUACUGUAAUUAGUCAUCACUUUUUUAUAAAGCACUGAAAAUGGUAGGAGUGCAAAUAUUCCAAAAUAGUCUCCCUGUAUAAUAUGAUAAUUCCCUAUUUUGUUUUGUUGUGGAAAGCAUGGAAUAAUAGACAUUUGUAUGGGACAGAUAGUUACAAACUAGUCCCUGGAACAAAUUCUUUAGAUCCUAUUUCAUGAGUGUGCAUCAGAAACCUUGACUUCUUGUUUUUCUAUCUAAUUUUUGGUUCUUUAUUCUUUUUUGCCCUUUCUAGAAACAGUUUUCAAAACUGUAUUCAGCAUUAUGAGCUUUUUUGGUGACCCAUUCUGCAAAGUAAAGUAUCUAUUUAGCAUGGUAUUGAGGAGCUGAGAAACUUAAGUCCUGGUUUUCUGGGAUUACAGGUAGCACAUGAAAAUACACUUUCACAAAAUUACACAGAAUCACAGAAUCAAUUGGGUUGGAAAAGACCUCAGAUCAUUAAAUCCAACCUAUUUCCAGAGUAAAUGGGGCAUAAAUGUCCCGCCGACUGUCUAAUAAGAGUGCCUGAUUUCUCAAAAUGUUCUUCAAAAGCCCAUAUUUGGUUGAAACAUUGUGCAGCUCUCCAAACUGCUUUUCUUGUCCCUCUGUUUUCAGAGCACACUGCACGUUCUAACACACUGACUUUAAUAACAUUAUUUGGACCUUUAAUAAGCCCAUUCUUAAAUUAUAAAUUUACAUAUACUCAUUAUUAAAGCUGUUUAUCUUCUUUGGUAUAUGUAGAGGAUGUAUUGUUCUUUAUACAAGGUACACUUGCAGAGUAAAAAAAAAAUCUAUUCUCAUCACAGUAUGUUUAUCCUCUCAUAAAUUUUUAAACUUCCGGUGACAAGAAGAGAUGACCAAGAGUGAUGAUUUACAAGCAGUGUAUCACCUAUUGCUUCUUAAAUCUUUGCUUUGACAGAAACAGGUUAUGCAGCCUAUUUUUACAACAAUGUGCUGUACUGUUUUAGGGAAAGCAUUCUGUAUGUAAUUUUUACUUUUGCUUCCAAGACAAGUGGAAUUCUUCCAGAAAUAUAUUGAAGGAUCAAGAGGCAUAUAUUACCAAAUACCACCAUAAUUCAGUGCUAGUCUGUGGGUGAUGUAUAAGAGAUUUAACAACUGGGAAGGGAGGGUUACAGUCCAAGGAACAGCUGAGUUGCCAUAGAGUUCUUUUGGUUUUUGGACUGGUUUAUAUUUGUUUAUUUGAACGAAGUCAAUAGUAGUCAGAACUUCUCUUCUACUGGUUUAGAGCCAAAACAAUUAAACCAUACUCAACAAGGAUUUAUAGUAAUCAUAUUUAAUUUCAUUUGUUGGAAUCCUUUAAUGGAAAAAAAAAUGAACCAUUUUUAUUGAUCUGUUUUUAACCUGAGAAAUUCACAAGCAAAACAUGUUUUAUUAAUUCAUUGUCAGAUGUAGUGUGUAUAUAUAUAUAUAAAUAUAUAAAUAAUUUAAGACAAUUGCCUGAAUGUGAGUAUACACAUCAUGGUUAAGCAUGAUACUCAAAAAAGAACAGUGUCUUUCAUUUAUUUUCAUCAGUAACUGUAGUAUAUAUAUACAUAUUGUUCCAUACUCUUUAUUUUACAGCUCCUUCAUGGAUAUGUCUACCAGCAUUUUACGCAUAUUUUGCACCAUUUUUGUUUAACAUUAUGAAAAGUGCUAAUGCAUUGCCUUAAGUAUUUUAUCUCUGUACUUGUUGAUAAAUGCAGGUAGUGCUUUUCUAAUUGUACUCCAACAGUACCCUGGCAUUGAUAAAUUAGAUGUGCAGCACAUACCUGACUCAGGAUACUUGUAUUUUUCAGCAUUAGGUUUUGAAGUAUAAAAAGAUGCUGCACUCAUAUUUUUGUAUGCUGACAAUUGUGUAGGGUUUCUUUUUAUGUACUGUAUAUAUAAACCAAGCUUUCCUAAAGAAAAUUUAUUAUUUUGAAUGUUUCCCAUUUUCUACUAGAAGAUGUGGGUUUAUGUUUCUUGUUCAGUAUGUAUAAAUGAAUAUGCAGCGUACACAGUCAUGCAGAUGUUAAUACCAUUGAGAAAUUUCAGAUUGUCCAGAGGCUAAUCAAGUUUUUUUCUUAUAUUCUUCUCCAAAAAUAACAUCUCCAUGUUAGAAAUCUAAUUUAGAAGUAACUACUUCAGUUUAAAGUCCAACUGAGUGUUCAAAGUAGCUAGGACAUUUAUGCAAGCACUGAGAUUUGGACUUUCAGGGGAAUAUCUGUGACAUCUGUGGUUGUGUGUGUGUCCUAUCUGCAGUAACAUACGCCAGAUUUAAAAGACUAAGCAGCCUUAUUAACUUCUUAACACCCUGUAUAUAGUGUAUGUAUUUGGUUAUACUUGUGUUAUACUUUAAAAAUGUACUUAAUUUCUGCAUUGAGUAUUGCACACCUUUUUCAAAUGGAGAAUAUAUUUUGUAAUGUCUCAUUAAGCACAAGAGAGCAUUACUGCUUUGAAGCAUUAUGUGUAAGUACAGCCACACACAGAAUGUCUCAGUCAGCUUUUGUUUGAAAACAAUCAAACUAGCAGCUCUGUGGGUAGUUGAGAUUGUUAGAAGUAACCUUUGGAAUUAAAUAACCUUGAAACAUGGAUUUAAAUUACAUUUUCUUUAUUUGUAAAGUGCCUCUGUAGCAUAUUUUGAAUCAGUUGCUAUAUUGAUUAUGGGUAAAACUAAUACUGUGUACUUUUAGAUCUGUGCUUUAUUUUUUUAGUUACAUAGGCAAGACUGGAACGGUAAUAAAUGCCAGACAGAAAUAAACCAUUCAUAAUAUGGCCA
Messenger RNA from Pseudopipra pipra, 10053 nucleotides. It is a transcript of the gene PREX2, whose product is annotated as phosphatidylinositol-3,4,5-trisphosphate dependent Rac exchange factor 2. The coding region runs from base 392 to 5074 and encodes 1560 amino acids. Gene Ontology annotation, cellular component: plasma membrane. Gene Ontology annotation, biological process: regulation of signaling; positive regulation of GTPase activity; intracellular signal transduction. Lineage: Eukaryota; Metazoa; Chordata; Aves; Passeriformes; Pipridae. The record is from RefSeq and is a predicted model, not a curated record. Gene Ontology annotation, molecular function: guanyl-nucleotide exchange factor activity; protein binding; GTPase activator activity. The transcript has 40 exons.